Labrus mixtus (cuckoo wrasse) is the source of this 5070-nucleotide messenger RNA. RefSeq names its product Rab interacting lysosomal protein-like 1 (gene rilpl1). Gene Ontology annotation, molecular function: protein dimerization activity. The record is from RefSeq and is a predicted model, not a curated record. The transcript has 11 exons. The coding region runs from base 310 to 1683 and encodes 457 amino acids. Gene Ontology annotation, biological process: cilium assembly. Gene Ontology annotation, cellular component: ciliary basal body; cytoplasm. NCBI's taxonomy places the organism in Eukaryota, Metazoa, Chordata, Actinopteri, Labriformes, Labridae.
GUUUCAAUAUGGCGGCCUUGACAGCUGUGGUCACCAGCUUGUAGAGGGACAGAACGGGCAGGACGGCGAUGGGCCACGGCCAAUAUCUAUCUCGGAUUAAUAAAACUAUCGCCCGGUCUCAAAUGUUAGUGAUGAUUAAGUGAUAGUUACGGUGUUUUACGUUGAUUUAUGGCGCAUUGGUUUAUAGUUUAUGAAGGUAAAGCGGCUGAGUUCAGCUAACUUAGCAGAAUUGCUCUUCCAGGGGAAGGAAGUUUUUGCUGUGGCGGAGGAAACAUUAUAGGAAGCCGGGCAGGGCCGAACUAUCCCGACAUGGAGGACUCCGGCUCGGCCCUGGAGAAAAAUGUGGCCGACCUCACGGUGAUGGACGUGUACGACAUCGCCGCGGUGGUAGGCCAGGAGUUCGAGCGUAUCAUCGACCAGUACGGCUGCGAGGCUCUGUCCCGGCUGAUGCCGAAAGUGGUGCGGGUGUUGGAGAUCCUGGAGGUGAUGGUGAGCCGGAACAACAUCAGCCCGGAGACCGAGGAGCUGCGGCUGGAGCUGGACAAGCUGCGGCUGGAGCGGAUAGACCGGCUGGAGAAGGAGAAGAAGCACAGGAAGGAGCUGGAGCUGGUGGAGGACGUGUGGAGAGGAGAAGCUCAGGACCUCCUCUGUCAGAUCUCUCAGCUGCAGGAGGAGAACAAAAGCCUCCUCACCAACAUGUCCAUCAAAGACCCCAUGAGUGAGGAGGACCUGCAGAGGCAUGAGGGUAUGACGGAGAGAGAGAAGCAGGUGAUGAAGAAGCUUAAAGAAGUGGUGGACAAGCAGAGAGAUGAGAUUCGAGCCAAGGACCGAGAGCUGACCCUGAAGAGCGAGGACAUCGAAGCACUCCAGCAGCAGCAGUCUCGCCUCAUGAAAAUCAACCACGACCUGCGACACAAAAUCUCAGUGGUGGAGGCUCAGGGGAAAGCACUGAUUGAACAAAAGGUGGAGCUGGAGGCGGGUGCUCAGACGCGCGGGCAGGAAGUCGGCGCUUUGCGGCAGGAAGUCCAGCGCUUGAGGGAACGACUUCAAGGAGAUCAGGCUGCCCAGAACCCAGAGGACUCCCUGCCUCAGCCCCCCUCCCCUGCAGAGCGUGGUAAAGCUGCUGCAGCGAUGGGUGCUGAGGGCUGGUCAAACAGACCUGAGCCCUCUGAGCUGAUGGAGGGUGGGUUUGAACCUCCCCCACAACCCCUGCCUGGUUCCCUCAGCCCAGGGGGACCCUUGGAUGAGGAAGCUGAGGACGAGGCUGUGUUACUCUGGGAGGCGAUGUGCGAUGAGGACAUGCCUGCUGUGUUCCAAUAUUUUACUAAGGAGGCGUUGUGCGAGGAGGAGUCUGGAGGCCUGGACCCAAAGGACCCCAAUCGUCCCAGGUUCACCCUACAGGAGCUGAGGGACGUUCUCCACGAGAGAAAUGAGCUGAAGGCCAAAGUGUUCCUGCUGCAGGAGGAACUGGCCUACUAUAAAAGUGAGGAGACAGAAGACGAUAUCAUUACUCCCUCUCCGUCACCCUCACCUGAACCAAGGACUCGCUCCCGCACUACUACUCAGCCCGAGUCUGGAAUCAAACGCUUGAUCUUCACAGCCAUUAUGCCGAUGGUGGCUGCUGGUUUGAUCCCAGAUGACCCCACUUUACAGCCAAUCAGACGUCUCGUAUCUCUUGUUUAGUUUCUUCUCCCGGGACAAACAGCGGGGCACGCAGCGGAGCGCUCAGUUUGACGGCUCGUGGACGGGGAAGGACGACGUGUACACCGAACAAGCACAGGAGGCGUUGCAGCACAUGUAGUGACAAGUCAAACUCCAAAACUGUUUAACACUCCAUGUCCAUCACUCGACGCCGGCUCAGCUACUGCAAAUCAAAACCUCCACUACGAGACACACUGCAUCUAAGAUCUCAUUAUCAUCUCUGCUGGUUGAGAGAAGGUGAACGGAAAGAGGAGUGAAUGGAUGAACUUUUAGAGGGCUCCUUCUUAGAUAAAGAUAUUUAUAAAAGAACUUCCCCACAAGGUUUCUUAAAACGUCAUGUGAUUCUCAGUGAUUAAUUUCACAUUCAGACUGUAUAACUGUUACGUUCAGACAAAACACAAAGCACAUUUUCAUCCACAUACCAUGUAGACUCCUUAUAUACAAAAUGCUCUUCUUUUUUUAUCCUGUCUCUGGACACCACAACAAAAAUUAAGUUUUCUCCCCAUUUUCUGAAUGGUGCAAAACAUCAUGGCUUUCCGUUCAUUAUAUCACAAGUCACAUGAAACUUUAUCGUCACUGGAUUGCGACUAUACUUAGAAAUGUGUGUGAGAGCUUCAGACCUACAGCGUCACAAAAACAAUACAAGACGUAAAAGGUUUAACUUUAAAAAAAAUCAGGGUUAAAGGCAAGAGCAAGAUGAAGUGACAAACAAUAAUAAGAACAUAUGAUAAUAAUAAUAAAUUGGUCUUAUAUGGCACUUUUCUAGAUACUCAAAGAAGAUCCAUGAUAAAUCGUGUCGGAAUAAUAAUUAUUGCUACAUUGGAUACUUUUGCUCAAGUUAAAACAUUCAAGUCGUUUUCACAUAUGCACUCCUGAAAAUAUCUAGAUCAUUUCAGGAGAACUGUUUCAGGUUUUCUCCUGACCUGGCUGUUCACAUACGCUCCUCACACUAGGAGACUAUCCCUGUCAGACGGGAAGGGGGGGUGGGGGGGUCUCCCGAGGUAAGAUGUGACGUAAUAAAAAAAGACGUGGAAGUAGAGGACAUGCAACAGAGGCCGCUUUACGACGCUAUAAUGAGAAUGUUUGCCUUUAUAUCAAUGCUACUUAUAGUUUGAAAGGAAUCACAAUAUCAACAAAUGAGCGGAGAAGAACAUACUGGCAAAUAGAAAACUUAAUGCAGCAGUUUAGUUAUGUGUAUGGAGAUCGUGGCGGUCGCAUGCAUACACUCUAUGUACCGUGCAGUAGUAACAAUAUAGAAACGUCACUCCCUCUCCUAUUGGCUCGAGCUGAAUUCUCCAGAGAAUAUGCUGCGACGUUCUCACAUAAGCUCACUUGGACUUGCUGCGGAAAAAAUACGAGGGGUCUGGCAGGAGAAACUCCGGGUGAAGUACGAAUGAAAAAUGUAGCUCUUUGCGUUCACACAUACAGCUCCUCCGGAAAAUACCCUGAGUUUUUCAGGAGUUUUGUACGGGUGUAAAAGCCCUUAAUGUGUCUGCCAUGGUUCAGGAUAAAAAGGGGGGGUCCUUGGCUUCACACAGUAGAGAUUUUGCAUCUUUGCAUUGGCUGCGUAUAUUAUUACCCCACUGAAAAAUGUGCUUCUUGUUUGGUCUGACCUCGUAAAAGUAUUCUAAAAUAUUACAGGUGCUUAACAGUUAGCACUAGAAGAGAGAGUGAACUCAAGUUGUAUGAUGGAAAAUGGAAAGUCGUAAUCCAAAUGGUCAACGAUGAUGUUGUCUAAUGCCUGGAGUAUUCACAAGUGGUUGGAAAGAACAACAAAAAAAUGUGCUGCACAACUGAAUAACUGACUUUAAUAUUGCUAUAGAUAUAUGGGGUGCAUUGAACUAAUCUUAUAUCACAAUCCCUGUUCAAAUUAAAAGGCCAGUCUGCAAAGAAAACCAUUCAACAACACCAACAACUGAUCUUUAGAUUCCACUUUGCAGUACGUGGGUUUGUUUGAAAUGUGAUAUAGGCAGCUUGUAGGUCCAUCACCAGCAUAACUUUGCAGUUUAACAUAUCUAAAGAGCUCAGCCGUAUAAAGUGAUGCUUAAAAACACCUUUUUAAAGUUGUGUAUAGAAAUAGACAAAACAGAAACACUCAAAUGCUUUAUUUAUAAUGUAUGCCCUGUUUAAGUAUGGACGCCUAUUACUGCCAAGACAAGAAACACACACGUGGAUUAUUUGCCGCAAUUCAAAAUCACGGGGUUACAUUGGAAGUAAAACUGAAAUAUUCCUCAAAUUAUGUUUGAGUCAGAAAAGUAACAGCCUGGAUACAAAUUAAUCUCCAGAUUAUUUUAAUUGAAAUGGCAUUAUUUUAAAAUCAAGUCUGUUAUUUUUAAUCCCAAAAAAACGUUAAUUUUAUUUUGAGGUGAUUAUCAAACUCUAAAUACCAGACAAACAAAAUCUUGAUAUCAGUAUACUGAGAUAACAACAAUAGACUUCUGUUUUAAGAGAUAAAUCUCAUCAUAGGAGAAAACCAGUUGUUUCUUUGUGAUUGGUCGUCCCAGUAUGUUGAGAUAAACACGUUCUCUGGUGAUACAUUUGCGUAACUGAGAAAUGUAAACUGUAUGCUCACAAUAAUGUAACUUUGUAUCCGCAGGGUGAAAAAAUGUGUUAUCAUAAUCAAAUAAAACAAUAUUUGUUUACUUACAUUUUAAAUUGUGUUAUCUUCAGAAAACAAGUAGUUUUAAUGUCUGAAUGAUUAUCUGGAGGAACAAAAGUUUUCUUGCGUAAUGUCUUGUUUUAUCCUCAGAAAAUAGGUGCAUUCAAUGUAAUAAUCAAUUAAAAAACUCUAAUUGUCUUUUUAGUUCAUGAGAUUUUGAGAUAAAUUAAACCAUGAAGAAAAGAAAAUGCACAGAUAUUCUCUGCUUCUGUAGCUUCUGCUUCUCCACCUUGACUUCAAACUACGCAGACACUAAUACUUUACUUUCUGGUGUGACGAAGUGAAUUUGAAUAAUACCGGCACUUAAUCCUUGUCAAAUCUCAACUAACAAGCUGGAAUCAUGAAUGUCAAAUGAAGAAAACACUAUAAUCAGUGUGUUUUAAAGCAGCUCCCUUUGUUUAUUGUAUUUACUGACAAAAGAAGGAUAUUUAUUUCAUUUCUUACUAUACUACUGUACAGCGGACGCUCAAAGGGACCUGGACAAGGAUCAUUUACACCAUGAAAGAUCAAAAGGGAUUUUAUUUCUCAAACUGAGCAACCUGUCUGAAUGCUGACUCCCAUUCUUUAGCUCAUUCUUUAAGUCAGUGUUCUUGACCCACUCCUGUGUGUUUCCCUGUUCAAAUGCAUAUAUAAAAGAUAAAACAAAGAAAUGAGCGCUUUGCUUAACAAGCUGGCUGUCCCCCUCCAUAAUAAAACCAUUCUGAAAUGUU